AUGGCCAGUGGUGCACAAGCUUCGAAUGUGCCUACUGGCUACAGAUUUAGCCCUAACGAUGAUGAUCUAAUUGUUCAUUAUUUGAAGAAAAAAUCUUUGGACGAUUUUAAAGGCGGGGUGGCCAACGAGUGGUUUUUCUUUUCGACUAGGAGCGAGGACGCUGACAUUAUCUUAACAGAGAAUGGCUACUAUGCGGUUGACCCCGAAGGCACAGCCCCGAUCGCAUGGAAGGAUAAAAUUGUUGGUUAUGUAAAGACUCUGAAUUUCUAUCAAGGAAGCCCACCCAAUGGAUCUGAAACUGAUUGGAUGGUAGAAGAAUUCAGCGUUAAUGCUGAGUUUGUUCCAAUUAACAAAGAUGACCAUAGCACUCAAGAAAAGCCAACCUUGUUGUAUGCAAAAUUUCUCGAGUACAAACAGAACAUGAAUGGGAUAAGCAGUUCAACGGGCACUUGGAGCUUUCCUGUUACAACAUUCCAACAUGAUUUUCUGAGUUUCAUAGCGACGCAUCCUUUCCUAUUUCUCAGUAGCAUAGGCAUUGAAAGUUUCUCUACUCCUGAGCAUGUGUGUGGAGGAGGUACUCGGGCAUUCGGUCAAUCCAAUUUGGCCUCUGAAAGUGCAUUUAUACUGAAGCUAUAUUUCAUAGACCGGAGGACAUGUUGA
Messenger RNA from Populus euphratica (Euphrates poplar), 660 nucleotides. RefSeq names its product NAC domain-containing protein 21/22-like. The coding region runs from base 1 to 660 and encodes 219 amino acids. NCBI's taxonomy places the organism in Eukaryota, Viridiplantae, Streptophyta, Magnoliopsida, Malpighiales, Salicaceae. The transcript is spliced from 4 exons. Gene Ontology annotation, molecular function: DNA binding. Gene Ontology annotation, biological process: regulation of DNA-templated transcription. The record is from RefSeq and is a predicted model, not a curated record.